Molecule: messenger RNA, 333 nt
Organism: Tuber aestivum (summer truffle)
Lineage: Eukaryota; Fungi; Ascomycota; Pezizomycetes; Pezizales; Tuberaceae
Source: the annotation of a GenBank genome assembly
UCCCUCAGAUUAACCCUCAGAGUACUGCCUUCUUCACCACCUCCUCGUAUAAUAGUAAUUACUCCGUCGCACAUAAAGCUAGCAGUAUCAGCGCCGCCGCAACAUAAUGCUGCGAAUGAAGCUGUGGUAAAGUUUAUUUGCGAGGUUCGUUUAUGUUGAUCUCGGCACGGUUUUCAGGGGUUGCUGAUGCAGUAGCGAGAGAGAGAGUAGUUAUUAGGCUACCCCAAGACCGACGGACGAAUCACUAUGGGGGAGAAGACGCGGGGAAAGGUUUUAGAGAUUAGGGGCGUGGGCAUGGAAGGGGGUUUGGUAGAACGUGUACGGGAGAAGCUA